UGGAUAUUUUGAAAUUGCCAGAACGCGUCGAGCAUAUAAACAAACAGCCCAGAAAGCGAUUUUGUAAGUGUCUCAACUUGUCAUUCGUAAUCGAUGUAGGUUUCAUAUUUCGAUCUGUGGCAACGCUUGGAGCGUCAUUUUAGUUUAGUGUUUAAUUCGGGCGCGUGUAAAAAUUUCGCUAGAGCCAAAAUGUGUGCUAGUGCCAUGGAAGACCUUAAGUUACGUUUCAGUGAUGAUUUGCAACAAUUAAUUUGUGAUAGCAAUGAUCGUAGCAAUAUUUUUACAAGAGAAAGAUACUAUGAAAUACUUUCAGAGGUAAAGGAAGCAAAGGCUUGUAAAAGUAACGGUGACCCAAUUUCUUCAAAACAAAGGCGACGAUUGAAAAGGUACGAUAUUUUAAAAAUUGGUGAAACUGAAAAGUAAUUAGAGAAGAGGGCGGAUGAGACUGCUGAGCUGCGUUAUUUCUGCACGACUGAUGAAUUAUUUGAUAUCAUUCAUUCUGCUCAUGUAGGAGCAGGGCAUAAGAGAUUACGAGUGAUGGACUCAGAAUUAAAGAGGAAAUAUUGUAAUAUAACACGGCAAAUAAUUGAGGUUUAUUUAUUACUUUGCAAUGAGUGUCAAUUAAAAAAGAAAGUGCAACGAAAAGGUUUAGUGGUUAAACCAAUUUUAACAAAUGAAAUGAAUUCGCGCUGUCAAGUAGACUUAAUUGACAUGCAAAGUGAACCAGACCAAGAUUUUCGUUUCAUUCUCAAUUAUCAGGAUCAUUUAACAAAAUUCACCGUGCUAAGAGCACUAAAAACAAAGACAGCUGAAGAAGUGGCCUAUCAUUUAUUAGAUAUUUUCUGUUUGUUCGGCGCCCCUAUGAUUUUACAAAGCGACAAUGGCAGAGAAUUUGCAAACCGCAUCGUAGAAAAUCUUGCUGAAAUGUGGCCCGGAUUGAAGUUGGUCCAUGGAAAACCUCGUCAUUCGCAAAGCCAAGGGUCCGUAGAGAGAUCGAAUCAAGAUGUAAGGGACAUGUUGGUUACAUGGUUGGCUGACCAAAACACAACGAAAUGGUCUGAAGGACUGCGGUUUGUGCAAAGCAAUAAAAAUCGUUCUCUGCAUACAGGAAUAACUAAAAGUCCUUAUGAAGCUAUGUUCGGCACGCCUCAAAAGAUCGGUCCUAAAGAUUCGUCACUUCCUAAGGAACUGCUAUCGAACAUUAAAACAGAAGAGGAACUACAAAAGUUGUGCAAUCAAGAAAAUUCAGACGAACGAGAAGAUGGACAUUUGCGUCUAGUUGACGACGAUAAUUCGAUAAACAGAAGGAAUACUGAAGAUAAACAACAACAACAACAACAAGAGAAAAAUGUCUGUACAAUAUGCGAAAAUGAAAUGUCAGAUUCCCUUAGAUGUUCAGUUUGUUGCUUAUCUAUUCAUAUCAUCUGCGGAAAAGCCAAGGAAGGAAAUGGAGGGGGUGAACAAAGCAUUAUAUGUAAUCGAUGUUUACGAAAUGAAAAUAUUAGUAAUGUACGGGUCGAGGCUAAAGGUGGACUGGAAAAGCAGGCCGAGAAAAUGAUCGCUCUCUCGAAUUCAAAGUUACCACCUAUUGAUGUAGGAAAAACCGUUAUUAUACGAGUACCUGAUGUGGACAGAGGUAGACUUGCCCCGAGAAACGUGUUAGCUGUUGUACUCAGUAUAAAUGACUCUGGACUUUAUCAGCUUGGUAGGUAAUAAAUAAAUAAAAUAAGCUAUUUAAUAUAAUGUUUUAUCAAUUUUCAGGAACGAAAGAUGGAACUUUGCAAUCGCUGUAUAGCCGUAAUGAGUUUACCUUAGCCGACUCCGACUUUAUUGAUAUUUCAACAGUCCCGUCAACGUCUGUAUCUCUUCGAACUGCUUCUGGCUUAGCAUCUGGAUCGAAACAAGGCUUUAUACAGUGCAAUUGCAAACGAUAUUGCAUCGACAGAAAAUGUGCGUGUAGGGCCAAGAAAGUAGUGUGUAACAGUAAAUGUCACCGCAACAGUUCAUGUAAAAAUAAGUAAGCCCUUAAGGUUCCAAAAGUUUUACGUAUUUUGAUUUUCUCUGUUUCUUUUAGAGUUGAUUUUGUUACUUUUAACAUUUGAAUGUUAUACUUACAUAAACAAUAAAAAUAUUUUUCCAUAUUA
This is a messenger RNA of Anthonomus grandis grandis, 2144 nucleotides long. RefSeq names its product KRAB-A domain-containing protein 2-like. The record is from RefSeq and is a predicted model, not a curated record. The transcript is spliced from 2 exons. NCBI's taxonomy places the organism in Eukaryota, Metazoa, Arthropoda, Insecta, Coleoptera, Curculionidae. Gene Ontology annotation, molecular function: nucleic acid binding. Gene Ontology annotation, biological process: DNA integration. Bases 538 to 1713 code for a protein of 391 amino acids.